Ochlerotatus camptorhynchus is the source of this 588-nucleotide messenger RNA. It is a transcript of the gene RpL30, whose product is annotated as ribosomal protein L30. Bases 91 to 441 code for a protein of 116 amino acids. NCBI's taxonomy places the organism in Eukaryota, Metazoa, Arthropoda, Insecta, Diptera, Culicidae. The record is from RefSeq and is a predicted model, not a curated record. Gene Ontology annotation, molecular function: RNA binding; structural constituent of ribosome. Gene Ontology annotation, cellular component: cytosolic large ribosomal subunit. The transcript has 3 exons.
AAUUGCGUUUUCUUUGCCUUAAACACUAAUUUUGUGCCAUCUCCUUCCACUUCCAGUUGCUGUCUUAACAUUUAAACCAGUGCUUUCAAAAUGGUUACCGCCAAGAAGCAGAAAAAGGCUUUGGAGAGCAUCAAUGCUCGUCUGGCGCUGGUCAUGAAGUCCGGCAAGUACUGCCUGGGCUACAAGCAGACCCUGAAGACCCUCCGCCAGGGCAAGGCCAAGCUGAUCAUCAUUGCCAACAAUACUCCCCAUCUCAGGAAGUCCGAGAUCGAGUACUACGCUAUGCUGGCCAAGACCGGUGUCCACCACUACAACGGAAACAACAUCGAGCUGGGAACCGCCUGCGGAAAGUACUUCCGCGUGUGCACCCUGUCCAUCACCGAUGCCGGUGAUUCCGAUAUCAUUCGUACCCUGCCGGAAGCUCAGGCCGCCGCACAGUAAGGUGUCUGUUUUUUUUGGUUUAGCUUUUGGAAAUUCGGCUUUUAUUGAUAUUCAAUAAAAGACGAAGAAGUUACUGUACAUGUACAAAAUGAUUCAAGAACAUCUGGAAUAAAGCGAUCGAUCUCCUAGUUGGAGGUCUCCGAAGGA